AUGGCGGAUAACAAGAUGACCGGCGGAAAAGCUAGCGAUAACAAACCGACCGAAAAGAUCACGCCAGAGAAAAAGGCAAUAAAAGGAGAAAAUACACAAGAGACAUCGAAAGACAAUGAGACGAUCGACGCCCAACACAAUGAUGUCCAGUCGGCCGAGGAUGAGGUCGUGAAAUUAUCAGUCAUACGGCAACACUUGUCCGCAGAAGUGCCCGAUCUAUUCUUCGAUGUGUUUGCAAAGGAAGGCCUAGGUCUCCCCAGUCAAUUCUGCUACCCAAGUGCAUACGAUUGGCUGAAGAAGGUCGUAUGGAAGUUCCACAAGAAGAGUGAGAAGGCGACCAACGACGCUGAGGGGACGCAAAGUUUGAUGACUUUGCAAUUCGCGUGCCUUCGCUUUCGCUGCGUUGCCUGUCGAAAACCUUGCCAGGAUGCCAAAACCAUGGAACCAAUGAAAGGACAUGCUGGUUUGUUGUUUCCCUGUGGACACAUUAUUGGAGACUCUUGUUACGAUACACUCCUCGACGACUUCAAAUCGUCUGGGACGUCACCCAUCUGUCCAUAG
This is a messenger RNA of Fusarium verticillioides 7600, 561 nucleotides long. RefSeq lists its product as hypothetical. Lineage: Eukaryota; Fungi; Ascomycota; Sordariomycetes; Hypocreales; Nectriaceae. The transcript has a single exon. The record is from RefSeq and is a predicted model, not a curated record. The coding region runs from base 1 to 561 and encodes 186 amino acids.